Messenger RNA from Microcebus murinus (gray mouse lemur), 5135 nucleotides. Lineage: Eukaryota; Metazoa; Chordata; Mammalia; Primates; Cheirogaleidae. The record is from RefSeq and is a predicted model, not a curated record.
UUAAAAUUAUUUUUUGUGGAGACAAAGUCUUUCUAUGUUGUCCAGGCUGGUGUUGAACCCCUGGGCUGGAGCGAGCCUCCCCCAAAGUUAGGCAUGAGCCACCGUGCUGGCCUCCUUUGUUCUUCAAUAGCAUCUGUUGUCCUACUCUAUUGUAAUUACUCGUCUGUUUCUUUCCCACUAGACUGAAAGAGUUACAGGCAUUGCUUUUUAUUGAUCACAAUAUCUUUACUGCUCAUCACAAUGCCUGGCAUAUAGUUGGUUAUGAAUAACUUGACCUGCUAGCCCAGAUAGCCUCUGCUCAUUAACAGGGGCUCCUGCAGUUUCAGGAGCCUUAGGUAUCCAUGGAGAAGAGAAAGAAUUGUUUGCCAUCAACCACAAAUCUACUGAGUACAGUUCUUUCUAUUAUAAGGAGACAUAUCCUUAAAUCACCACACUAUGCAAAAUCAUGCAAUAAAAACCACAGGGCUUAUUGGGAAAAUGGAGGUAGGGAACAACAAUAAAAAACUAAACAUUUAAAAAAAGACAGGAACCUAAUAAAAAUGGUAGCACUAAUUUUCACAUAUUAAAUGGUUAGAAAGUACAUAAAUACUGCAAUAAAUAUGACACUUUGCCUUGAAAAAGAUAUGGGGUUUAUUCUGUGGAAGUGAGUGUUGGAAACACCUUGUGAAUUAUCGUGAAGCCAUGAAGGAGGCUUGUCUGAAAUUGGGUGAAAAGCUGUAACCCCAGAUGUGGAUGGGUGUGGCUCAUAACUCAAGUGGUGAACUGAAGUAGCUGAUAGAUGUUUGAGGUGCGUGCAUGUUACACUUUCCUACUCAAUUCAGUUCAACUGGGUACAGUUUUCUGUGUUCACUAGUUUCUUGAAAAUGGAAUCCCAUAAAAGCAAACAUGAAAUUUGCAUCAUGCUGAGUUCCUUAAUGCAUGCUUCAAUUGUGUUUGAACAAAUUUUCAUCUUAAAACCAGCAUUAUAGCAGAACUGAUUGAAUCUCUUUUGUGCCUGACCUUGUGCCAUGUGGUGAGGAUACAGUGGCAAUAACAAGACCCUGCUUCCCUCAAGGAGUUCACAGUCUAGCAAACACAGUAAUGUAAACAGUAAAAACUGAAGGACUAUAAAAGUCAUUGUAUUAAAUCAGGUCAAUACCAGAUACGAGGCAGUGCAGAGAAAGAAGGCUUUCACUCUCCUGGAGAGUCAGGGAAAUCUCUGAAUCACUGUAAUGACUAACAGUCCCGUGGAGCUUCUUAGGUGCAUGUACUGCUCUAAGCCCUAACCUCACAACAGUCAUUUGUGGUGGGUACAAUUCUUUCCCCCGUUUUACAGACAAAGAAACUAAGGCACAGAGAUUGCCCAAGGUCACAUAGCUAAUACAUAGCAUAGUUAGGAUACUAACGCAAACAGUUUGGCUCUAGCAUACUUGAUCUUAGCUACUUCAAAGAUUUCAGCUGAGAUUUAGCACAUGAGUAGGAAUUUUUAGAAUAGUUGGGGCAAAAUGCACCUGUUCCUGGGAGAAGGCAUUCAGGAAACUUUGGGAUUGGCAGGUGGUGCUAAGAUUUCUGAAUAGGGAGGUGUAGAAAGAGCUACGAUUAUUUGGCAUUGGUUGGUGAUCUCUCAUCCAUUGAGAGAGGAGAGCAUCACUUGAAAAGUGGGACAGGGGGUUGAGAGCCAUGAAGGAGAGGGUUGUGCAGAAGUGCUGUCAGCCUCAAGAGGACACUACACUAAUGGGACUUUUGGCUAUCUCAGUCACUUGCUCUUUGUGAAAAUUGUUCAUUAGAUAAAUCACAAAGCCCUUAAGUGCAACAAGUCCAUGACUUUAAGGUCAUUAAGUUCUUGGAAAUCUACAGUGUUCUACAUUUCCUACCGUCUAGUAAUCCAAGGUACAUCAGAAAAUAUCAUUGACUGUGUCUCUAGAAAAUUCCUUUGUUGGUCCCCCAAAUCUUAGUCCAUACUUAUAGAAGCUCCCUGAGCACAUGGUGGGCAGUAACUGGCUGGUCUUUUCCUGUGAUAUUGGCCAUUACAGGGGGGAUUUGACAAUAUACCUGUGACCUUGUGGGGCUAGGUGCCAACUCUCUGCAAAGAGUGUGGUGGAGUGGGGGAAGGAAGGGAGGCUCACUGGACCUAUCAGUUGCUUCUAGGCUGGCAUGGAAAAUAGGAUAGGAGGGUUCUUUUUGGAGAUUGACUCUGAUUUUUCUCACUUCUUUGGCUAAUGAAGCCACCACCAACAUCUAUAGAAUAGAGUUCUCAGAUACCAACUUGUAUCUAUGUGGGCCUGUUCUAUGAUUUUCCAUUUAAAAUGGCCCAUAAGCAACAACACAUGACAGUAUAUUAUCUGUUUACACAAUAGGCAAUAGGUUAUAGAUCAGAAGUUCUUAGGUCCUAGUGGUGUCACACUGCACUGAAUCCUCUUCUAGAAACCUACUAAGGCAAACUCUCAAUUAUCAAAUCUCAGCUCCCAGACACAAUGAGAAGGCAGCUGACUGCAAGACAGUAGGAGAGCCCACUAGGAACCUAAUCAACUGGCACCUUGAUCUUGGACUUCUUAGCUUCCAGAACUGUGAGAGAGAAAUGUCUAUUGCUUAAGCCACCUAGUCUAUAAUAUUUUGUUAUGGCAGUCCAAGUCAACUAAGAUAAUAUUUAAAUCUCCUUAAGAGCUCGUGUAUCUGACUCUUCUCUGUCUCCACCAGAGUGUGUCCUAUUUUACACCUCAUGUCCUUAGUCUGGAAUAUUGCAACAGCCUCAUGACUGAUCUUAUCUUCAAUAUGCUCCUGUGUGUUUUAUUUUUUGUCAUACUUUUAUUUGAGAAGUGGCUAGUAGAUAUAAAAGUACAAAGAAUAAGAACAUGUACAUGUAUCAACAUACCCAGAGUUGAAAAUUAUUAAAAUUUUGUCCCACUUGCUUUUAGUUCUUUUUUAAUAAAAGCAAUGAAAUUACAGAUAAAAUUAAAUCUCUUUUAUCUCCUGUAAUAUCCCAUUCUAUCACCUAAGAGACAAUGAUUAUGAAUUUUUUUUUAAGACAAGGUCUUGCUCUGUUGUCCAGGCUGUAGUGCAGUGGUGUCCUCAUAGUUCAUUGCAACCUCUAACUCCUGGACUCAAGCAAUCCUCCUACCUUAGCCUCCUGAGUAGCAUGCGCUAUCACCCUUGGCUAAUACAAAACCUUUUUUUUUUGUAGAGAUGGGGUCUUACUGUGUUGCCCAGACUAGUCUCAGACUCCUAGGUUCAAGUGAUUCUCCCAUGUUGGCCUCGCAAAGUGCUGGGAUUAUAGGUGUGAGCCACUAUUCCUGGCCUUAAUUAUGAAUUUAGAUUAUACCUUUAUAAUUCAGUUUAAAAAAUAAAUCAGUUUUUAAUGCUUUUGCUAGUUUGUGCUUUUAAAUAUUUAUAUAAAUUAUUUAUUAAUGUAUAUAGGAAAUUAUGUUUUUGAGUUUUGUUUAUGUAUGUAAACAAAUCUUUAUCAUUCCUUUAAAUUGCUACAUAGUUUUAUAGCAUGAUUAUUCCAAAUGCUUAUUAUUGAUAGACUUAAAUUGUUUCUGAUUAUUUUGCUAUGUAUACUGCUAUUGAUAUCUUUAUAUAUUUCUCCAUUUUCAUGUGUGAACAUUUCUGUUGAGACUAUAUCUGGAAGUGGAAUUGCUGGCUCAUAAGAUGAAAUAACUGAGGCAUAGAUAACUUCUAACCAGAAAACUUCUAGUGACUGAAUUUGAAUCCAAGUCAGUGUAAGUCCCCAGUAGUGGGAUUGUUGGAUCAAAAGCCGACUCAUCAGCUUCUAAGUCAUUGCAGAGAGAAACAUAAAGUGUGUCAUGUCCCACACCAACUUUACCGUCUUCCACCCUGCAGUGUUUGUCCUGCUUGGCAUCCCUGGGUUGGAGACUUACCACAUUUGGCUGUCAAUACCCCUUUGCCUCAUGUAUAUCACUGCAGUCCUGGGGAACAGCAUCCUGACAGUGGUCAUCAUCACCGAACGUAACCUCCAUGAGCCCAUGUAUUUCUUCCUCUCCAUGCUGGCUAUCACGGACAUUCUGCUGUCUACCACUACUGUGCCUAAGGCCCUAGGUAUCUUUUGGCUCCAUGCCCAUGAUAUUGCCUUUGAUGCCUGUGUUACCCAAGUCUUCUUUGUCCAUGUGAUGUUUGUGGGGGAGUCAGCCAUCCUGUUAGCCAUGGCCUUUGACCGUUUUGUGGCCAUUUGUAUCCCCCUAAGAUAUACGACAGUGCUAACAAGGCCUGUUGUGGGAAGGAUUGCUCUGGCCAUUGUCACUCGAAGCUUCUGCAUCAUUUUCCCAGUGAUCUUCUUGCUGAAGCGGCUGCCCUUCUGCCGAACCAACAUCAUUCCCCAUUCCUACUGUGAGCACAUUGGAGUAGCUCGCCUAGCCUGUGCUGACAUCACUGUUAACAUCUGGUAUGGCUUCUCAGUACCUAUUGUCAUGGUCAUCUUGGAUGUGAUCCUCAUCGCUGUGUCUUACUCACUGAUCCUCCGAGCAGUGUUUCGUUUACCCUCCCUGGAUGCUCGGCAUAAGGCCCUCAGCACUUGUGGCUCCCACCUCUGUGUCAUCCUCAUGUUUUAUGUUCCGUCCUUCUUUACCUUAUUGACACAUCGUUUUGGACAUAACAUUCCUCGACAUGUCCAUAUCCUGCUGGCCAAUCUUUACGUGGUGGUGCCACCAAUGCUCAACUCCAUUGUCUAUGGCGUGAAGACUAAGCAGAUCCGGGAGGGUGUAGCCCACUGGUUCUCUGACAUCAAGAAUUGGUGCUCUGCCUCUCCUCUGGGCUGAUGAAUCCCCAUGAGUCUCCAUGCCCAGCUUCAGCAAAGAAGAUGUUAAAUACAGAAGUUUCCUGAACUGAGAGGGCUUUUCUUUCUCCUCUUCUUCCUCUUUCGAUUUUAUCCUCCUACCUCCAUUUUUAUCUUCUAGCUCUUCCUCUUUACUUUCUUCUACUGUUUCCUUGUUUUCUCUACCCUCUUUACACAUUCCUUCCAACAACCCAGAAAUGAUAACUAAGUGUACAUGCAUCUGAUAUGAGCCUUUGGUAUACUCAGUAGACUAGAUGUAUUCCAGAAGCACAGGGAGCUUGAAUUGAGGUUAUAAACAAAUUAAUAAAAAGUAAUUUUAUAUUUAACAUUUGAAGGGAUUGCAUUUUUUAAAAAUCUCAAAAUGUGC